AUGGAUGAAUAUGCAGUUGACGUCUUCGCCAAUCGUGAUGAGCCAGUGCCACUCAUCACGGUCUCGCAGAGUGAUGUUGAGGCUUCUUCCAGCGAAGCCGACUCCAUCAGUCGCCGGAGUCGACUCAAGCGCUCGCCAUCACCAUCUCGCUUGAAGACUAAAGGGCAAGAAGUCGCUGCAGUUCAACUUGAGAAGAGCGAGCUGAGCCCAGCCUCCAAAGGUUCACUACAAGACCGACUUUUCUCCAAAAUACUUCAACAAGUUGUCCCAUCGUCAGAGGAUGUGGAUGAUGACCUGGGUGGUUCGCCUGUUGACCGGCGGUCGUCAACAUAUGUUUCUCGCCCUGCCUUCUCGCUGCCGCUGAUGACGAAUAAUUUUCGCCGUUUCAAUGCACGCAUUGGUAUAGUCUUCGUCUUUCAGAACCGACUAAUCCGCCUCUUCACCUGGAGAACCCCAUCUCAUACUCUAUCAUUCCUCGCCACAUACACCUUUGUGUGUCUGGAUCCAUACCUUCUGAUCGUCGUUCCACUCGCAGUGGCUUUAUUCUUCAUCAUGGUCCCAGCUUUCACCUCGCGACACCCACCUCCACCGCCAGCGACUAUCAUCUCCAGCACCACUCCAUAUUACCAUCAAAACUAUGCAGGCCCUGCACUUGCCCCAGCAAGGACGAUCAAACCCGCCAGCGAGACCUCAAAAGAUUUCUUCCGCAAUAUGCGUGACCUGCAAAACUGCAUGGCAGACUUUAGCAAUAUGCACGACUUUCUAGUAUCGACAAUUGCACCAGCGACUAACUUCAGCAACGAGACAUUUUCUUCCCAGCUAUUUGUGUAUUUGACCAUUCUCACUACUCUAUCGUUCGUCUCCGCGCAUCUUUUGCCGUGGCGGCUGAUCCUACUGGUGGCAGGCUGGGCAACCACCGUCAGCUCCCAUCCCACUGCACAGCAAUGGCUGGCACGAAUGCAAAAGCGCGCUGAACGACAAGCUUCACUCGCACUCAGCGACCCCACACUAAAACACCAACGGUUCAUUCGUGGAAUCCCUCUACCAGCCACGCCGGCCGUGAUGCAAGCCACCCUCCAUUCCCUCUCUGCCGUUACACUCUCCACUACGCCAGAGACUCAGGAAGUCGAAGUUUUCGAGCUCCAACACCGCCCACUCACAUCCGUUUCUUCUUCAGCGAACGCUUCAGCGGCCGAAUGGCAACCUCACCUCUUUACACCCACUCCAUACGAUCCACUCUCCCCCUCCCGUAUCGCAGGAGACCGCCCACGAGGCACACGUUUCUUCGAAGACGUGGCCCCACCAGAAGGAUGGGAGUGGGCGAGCAAGAAAUGGGAACUCGAUCUGGAAGCCGGUGAAUGGGUGAAUGAACGACUGGUCGUGGGCGUCGAGUAUGACGUGUUGCAUCAUGCCAACGAGGACGACGAUCUCGACGAUAAUGACGAAGCUAUAGAUACUAAGAGUAUAAGCGGAGGCACCGACCCAGAAAUCCAACCCCAACAUCACUCACACCGCAAAUCAAGCUCGAACCAACUCCAACGGCGGCGCGAGAGUGUGAAUCUAGACUUUGGUGGCUGGGUAUGGGAUCUGCCCCCGGUCCCAGGCAGCGGCCUGAACCGAGACGAUGAUCUGUGGCUGGCGUACGGUGACUACGAGCUCCCGAGGCCGAUAGACGAGCGAGAGAAGGAGCGGAACAAAGCCGCCGCCGCCGCAGCGAGGAAAAAGGAGAAAGAGCUCAAAAAGAAGGCAAGUAGCAGCGCUGCUAAAAAUAGUCUGGGGAGUGUCAGGGACUGGGAGGAGGCCACCAGGCUGGAGAACAAAGGUCGCACCGGCGAAUGGAGGCGGAGGCGGUGGGUGAGGUUGGUGAAGAGAAUAGUUGUUGGCAGUGCCGGUGCUGGUGCCAAUACAGCUGCUGCUGGUUCUUCUUUGCCUUCUUGA
Exophiala aquamarina CBS 119918 is the source of this 1938-nucleotide messenger RNA. RefSeq lists its product as uncharacterized. Gene Ontology annotation, molecular function: DNA-binding transcription factor activity. Gene Ontology annotation, cellular component: peroxisomal membrane. The coding region runs from base 1 to 1938 and encodes 645 amino acids. Gene Ontology annotation, biological process: peroxisome organization; regulation of DNA-templated transcription. Lineage: Eukaryota; Fungi; Ascomycota; Eurotiomycetes; Chaetothyriales; Herpotrichiellaceae. The record is from RefSeq and is a predicted model, not a curated record. The transcript has a single exon.